AUGCAAACGGAGCUCGCAGCAGCUACUCCAACGCAACGUAACUGGCGGGGCAUCUUGAUUGCUUUGCUGGUGAUUGCAGCAGUUCUAGGCCUGAUUGUGUUCAGCAUAGCGCUCCUCACACCGGCCGGAGAUGGUGGCAGAGUCCGUGGUAGAAGACCCACGUUACAUGAUGUGCUCACCGAACAUUACAAGCCAUUUAAUGGCACUUGGCUUACAGCGCUUCUAACGAACCAAAAAAUGUAUGAGAAUUCUUUCAAGAGUAACGAGUGCCUUUUAUACAUUGCUGGCGAUUAA
Messenger RNA from Arctia plantaginis, 294 nucleotides. Lineage: Eukaryota; Metazoa; Arthropoda; Insecta; Lepidoptera; Erebidae. The record is from the annotation of a GenBank genome assembly.